This is a messenger RNA of Spirodela intermedia, 1524 nucleotides long. Lineage: Eukaryota; Viridiplantae; Streptophyta; Magnoliopsida; Alismatales; Araceae. The record is from the annotation of a GenBank genome assembly.
AUGUUUGUAUGGGGGUUGCGGGGUGGGGAGAGAGCGGUGGAGAGAGAGGGGGAGGGGAGAGAGAGAGAGAGAGAGAGAGAGAGAGAGAUGAGCGUCCAUUUAGCAUUCUCCAGUAUCACCGAGGGUUUUCCGCUCUGGAUCCUCCACAUCUUGUUUUGAAAAUCUCUCACACAUCCAUCUAUUUUACGCAGAUUUAGACGACUGGUGGUGGUUAUGAUGAGGAGACGCCAUCGGACUUGCCGUGUCCUCUCACUGCUCGUGACGGAGAAAGCUUCCUAAUUAACCUAUCAACCAUCUGAGAGACUCUAGUCUGGGUGAUUUACACCUCUUGUUAUAUAAGUUAUGGGACAGCCAUAUCUGGUCUCUCAGAGCUUUAUUUGAGCUAAUAUGUUGUACAACUGGUAAGUCAAAACCUCUAUGCCCAACUGAGGGAUGCUUCUGGCCUCUUUAUUCACGGAUCCCUGUUCUCCGGCGUCAAAUCCUUGAUUUCUGAUCGCUUAUUAUGCGGAGUUUUGGUUGAACCACUGCCUCAGUUGAUCAGAGUUUGGGAUAAGCCUGGGUACACACUGUAGGGGGACGAUUCAUUUCCCAAUGAGGGUCUGUUGAAGGUUUUGGAUCGGGAUGGACGCAUGAUCUUGGAUCCGUAAGGUAAGAAUAGCCACACAUUAGAGGAAAGAAAUCGAAAUAUUGUGGUUUUGCCAGUCAUAAAGAAACAGAAGCAGAGAGCUUAACAAGCUUAAGGAUGAAUUUGUAUUGGUUCCUCCUAUUCAGCAUCCCUCUUGCACCAUGGCGGACCAUCUAUCCUCCUCAUUCAGUGACGUCGACCCAGUAUACCUGAUCAAGGACCUUGAUAGGGGCAUGAUCAGCUCCAUCGAGCUUUCUGAAGCAAUCAAUGGAUCCUACAGCUGAUGGUGAAUACACACAGAGUGAAUGGGACUGUCCUCAACGGUACCGCAUCCCUCUGCUGUCUUGUUGAGCCGCCCUUCCGCCGCCCGGGUCCUGGCGGCGGCAGCACCUCCGACCGGCCAGUCAGCGGCGCUGACAGCAUCUCCGUAUUACCCGCCGCGCUGGCUGCUGCCACUCCUAACGGCAAAUGCCGCCUAAGAUUACACUUCUCGUGCUCUCGUCGUGCAUCAUAGAUUGUCUAAUUACGGCACACAACGUAGACUCAGUGUGGAUUCUGAUCUGUCUGUCGGUAGGUCGUCUCUAUCACGCAACGAUCACAGUACGUGUUCCGAUAACCCUAAUUUCAGACUCGGGGGGCUCCUUCUCGCUGUAAAUGCUCCAGCAGUGGGCAUCUUCGUUUCUUGUAGGUUUAACCAAGCACACAGAUGUCACUCGUUCGUAAACUCAGGCAUGGCGCGCCGACCGUCCCGGCCACCGUCUCCGCAGUCGCCGAACAGGAACCUGGACCUGCCGCUCGCCGGCCUCCUCUCACUCCUUCUCGCCAGCCUGAGGAUCUUCCCCUAUCAUCGGCAUCUAAGCGGCGGCACCCGCGUGCGCAGGACUGAGAGGGGACGAUGA